GAAAUGGAAUAUUAAUAAUAAAUUGCAUUCCACACGAUAAAGUUAGGUACAAAAUAACUUAAAUUAGUUGAAAAUUUCCAAGAAUACAGCACUCACUUUAGAUUCCAAAGCAGAGAAAAAUUGUCAAUGGAGGUGAAGGAAAUCCUGUUCAUGAACAAAGGGGAUGGAGAAAAUAGCUAUGUUAAGAGCUCAGGAUAUAUGCAAAAAGUGGCAGCUGCAACUCAGCCAAUGGUUUCUGGGGCAGUUCAAUCUUUCUUCAGAGAAAAUUGUUCAAACCCACCGCUUGAAGUUCUCAACGUAGCUGAUUUGGGAUGUUCUUCAGGCCCCAACACUUUUACGGUGAUGUCAACGGUGAUUGAGAGCACAGUGAAAAGUUGCAGUGAAUUGGGACGUGAAAUCCCAGAAAUCCAGUUCUACCUGAAUGAUUUGGUGGGGAAUGAUUUUAACACACUGUUCAAAGGGUUGACUGUGAUUGAAGAGAUAUUUAAGAAUGUUCCAUGGUUUGCUAUGGGUGCUCCUGGUUCCUUUCAUGGCAGGCUUUUCCCUAGGAAUUCCAUGCAUCUUGUUCAUUCCUUAUAUGGUGUACAUUGGCUCUCUAAGGUACCAAAAUUGACAAAUGAAGGAGGGUUACCACUAAACAAAGGGAAGAUUUACAUAUCAAAAACCAGCCCACCUGGAGUGAGAGAGGCAUACCUUUCUCAGUUUCAAGAAGACUUUCUUUUAUUCUUGAAAUGUCGAUCUCCAGAAAUGGUUCCUGAUGGCCGCAUGGUCUUGAUAUUUCAUGGAAGGAAAUCCGCAGAUCCCACACUCAGAGAGAGCUGCUACACUUGGGAAAUUUUAGCUGAGACCAUAUCCUACCUGGUUUCACAGGGAGUGAUUAAUGAAGAGAAAUUAGACUCCUUCAAUGUACCAUACUACAUUCCCUCCCAAGAAGAAGCUCAAGAUAUAGUGGACAAGGAAGGUUCUUUCACAAUAGAGUUUAUAGACACAAUUGUGGUGGAGCGUGGAAGUACAUGGUCGAGACCAGAAGCUAGAGCUAGAAGCCUCAGAGCCUUCACGGAGCCCAUGAUUUCACACCAAUUUGGAGAAGAGGUGAUGGACAAGUUAUAUGGUAAGGUCACAGAUAUUCUAGUACUUGAGGAUUCCAAGCAGGGAAAUGAAAGCAGUGGAGUUAGUAUUGUUCUUGAACUUAAAAAGAAAAAAAUUUGACAUCAGCUAAUGUAAUCUUCAGUAAAUAUUGAAGAAAAUAAUAUGGUAAAGGAAUCGAACUGAUAAUAUAGUUUUAUUAUUACUUUGCCUAGUAAUAAGGAGAAAUUUCUGGCAAACUUAACUACUAAUACUAAGAAUCGAAUACUAUAUCAACAGUACGCACGGCUGUUGGUUUUGCACAUCUUUCUCAAUUUCUAGAAAUCUUUGUUUUUGAUUCUUGAUAAAUCAUGAUCUCGAGAGCCGGUACCUGAUGUUGGAAUGAAGAACAAAUUAUACGAUGAUUAAAUCCAUGUUCCCCCAAUAUGGUUUCCAAUUUUGCACUAUAUCAGAAAUGGGCAAUAUGAAGACAUAAUCAUAUUGAUUGGAGAUUUAAUAACCCUUUUCAGAUUCUUGUAUGGAAUGAAGAACAAAAAUGCUAGAAUGAUAUUGUCUUAGAC
This is a messenger RNA of Durio zibethinus, 1646 nucleotides long. RefSeq names its product 7-methylxanthine methyltransferase 1-like. Gene Ontology annotation, molecular function: methyltransferase activity. Lineage: Eukaryota; Viridiplantae; Streptophyta; Magnoliopsida; Malvales; Malvaceae. The record is from RefSeq and is a predicted model, not a curated record.